Messenger RNA from Exaiptasia diaphana, 1248 nucleotides. RefSeq lists its product as uncharacterized. Bases 59 to 994 code for a protein of 311 amino acids. The record is from RefSeq and is a predicted model, not a curated record. The transcript has 4 exons. Lineage: Eukaryota; Metazoa; Cnidaria; Anthozoa; Actiniaria; Aiptasiidae.
GGAGGGGGAGCGUUGUUGAAAUCAACAACAGCUGACAAGCAGCCAAUCAGAAGCCUCKAUGUCAACUGGCUCGUAUUUUGAAUCAAGAAACAAAAUGGCGAUCGACUCGAAAUUCACCGAGGAAGAAAUAAAAGCUAUUUCUAUAGCAAAUAAUGAUCAAAUAGAUUUGAAGAACUUUCCGUGGAUAAAUACUCUGAAAUCGACGAACAAUUACGACGAUGUUAUGAACAUUCUGGAAACUCGGAUGGCCGAGAUUCGAGAAUUGUAUGAGACAGCGAAUCAAGAUGAGCAAUCAGAAAUGGAACAAGAAUGGGUUGCACUUGUCAUUCAAAAAGACAGACAUCUCCGACUGAAGAUACAAGAAGAAAAUGAAGUGAUCAAAAACCAAUACAUGGUACWAUUAUAUAACACCCUCAAAGUGCUUGGAACAUUCAGYUUUCCCAACCAAAGGGAUAUCAUCCUUACAAGAAACAUGGMCAAAAUGCUCCACSAAGUAGAAAAAUACUGCACAAGGAACAACAUUGAAAAGACSAAUMAARWGCAAAAMMAUCCAGYCAAUCAYCAACCAGUAAAUAUACCAAUGCCACCUCCAAUACCACCACCACCACCUCCWCCACCACCUCCCCCACAGCAACUAUUUUGUAAACCAAAGCUUCAGCCACAGCCAAGAACUCCACAGAUACAAAGAAAACCUAAACUCAAUGAUUCAAAACCUUUGGAAGAGCAAAAGACUCCYYUAGAUUCAUUAAAUAAUGAGUUACUUARAAGUAUCAAGAGAGGACGGGCRUUGGAGCUAAAGAGAACACCAUGCAAAAGAUCCCCUGGGGGGACCCCCAUGAAAAGACCACGACGACUAUCAGAGAGUGAUACAUCAGAUUUAAUCACCCUUGCMUUAAAGCGGAAAUUUAAAAACGUGAACUCAAUGWUGAGUCCUAAAGAGAAUUAUUCUCCUAAUAUAAACUCGCCAUUGUCACCWAGUAUGGAGUAUCCAUAACUCACAACAAAUUUUAUUCACAAAUUUUCCUCAGACAAUCAUCAGGGCAAAAAMAUGUGAAAACCUGAGGUUCUACUGCAUAAAUAGCCUCCAUUAUUAGUAUAACAUAUAUAUUGAUGUAGGGGUCUGCUCUUGAUCCUAUGCCCCAGGUACUGUGCUACCAAAGAAGAGGACAGGAAGCCCAACAAAAAUGAAACUGGUUGUGAAAAUGUAACCCUUAAAUGCUACCUUUGAAAAUUUAAAAAUUUUACAAU